AUGCAGUCAGGCCCGUGCUGGUCGCGUCAGAGUUCCAGGUUCCACUUUGAUGCGAUCUGCCAUGGGCGUGGCGCCCGCCUCAGCAGCCUUAUCCAUCGGCUACCUUAUCGUGCUUAUCAAUGGGCACCCGUUGAGGGCGUUGAGCCUGGACCCUGGGCGGCCAUUCAGGCAGCUCUGCGACCGACCGAGUCAACGGUGCCUUGCCAUGUUCUUUGA
Messenger RNA from Podospora pseudocomata, 216 nucleotides. RefSeq lists its product as uncharacterized. Lineage: Eukaryota; Fungi; Ascomycota; Sordariomycetes; Sordariales; Podosporaceae. The transcript has 2 exons. The record is from RefSeq and is a predicted model, not a curated record. Bases 1 to 216 code for a protein of 71 amino acids.